Molecule: messenger RNA, 4939 nt
Organism: Cricetulus griseus (Chinese hamster)
Lineage: Eukaryota; Metazoa; Chordata; Mammalia; Rodentia; Cricetidae
Source: RefSeq, a predicted model, not a curated record
UCAGGCCGUCCUCGAAUUCAUGGGGAUCUGUCUGCCUGUGCCUUCCCAGUUGUGGACGAAAGGUCUUUGUAACUGUGGAGUCAGUUUAUAGUUACGUAAUUGUGGAUUUUGUACAGCACCGGAACCAAUAAGAUACACAGAAUGACUUGCCCCAUCACACCGGCACCUUUUUUGUAGUGGUGUGGGAACUCACUUCUGUGUGAAAGGGCAUAAUCGAUGAUAAGACUGAUAGGCAUAAAAGCGUAUUUUGAUAGUUUACAUUGGGAGAGAUUGAAAAUAUUGAAUUGACCACUUUUCACUGCAGGUGACUAGUAUGCAGAUACUCACACCCUGACUUGUCUGCCAGACUACUGACAUGGCCCACCGGGGUGGGGAGAGGGACUUCCAGACUUCAGCUCGGCGGAUGGGUACCUCCCUGCUCUUCCAACUUUCAGUGCAUGAGCGGGAGCUGGACCUCGUUUUUUUGGAUCAUAGCUAUGCUAAACCAUGGAGUGCCCACCCAGAUGCCAGUAGUGCCCGCCCCACCCGCAUGCUCUUUGUAACUCCCCGUCGGCAGCAGGAGAAUACUAUCGAAUCAGACGUUCCAAUAGAUGUGGAGACAGUCACGUCGACUCCUGUACCACUCUAUGACAAUCAGAAGGCACGGAGUGUGAUGAAUGAGUGUGAGCGGCAUGUUAUCUUCGCCAGGACAGAUGCAGAUGCUCCUCCUCCACCAGAAGACUGGGAAGAACAUGUCAACAGGACUGGCUGGACAGGGGCUCAGAGCAAGCUAUUUAACAAGAUCCUCAAAGCCCUGCAGUCUGACCGGCUCGCCCGAUUGGCCAAUGAAGGGGCCUGCAAUGAGCCUGUGCUUCGUCGUGUCGCUGUGGACAAGUGUGCAAGGAGGGUGCGACAGGCUCUGGCAAGUGUAAGCUGGGACACCAAACUGAUCCAGUGGCUCCAUACCACCCUUGUGGAGACCUUGAGUCUGCCCAUGCUGGCUGCUUACUUGGAUGCUUUGCAGACACUGAAAGGGAAGAUCCCAACUUUGAUCGAUCGAAUGCUUGUGUCAUCCAACACAAAGACUGGGGCUGCAGGAGCAGAGGCCUUGUCACUCCUCCUUAAGAGGCCCUGGGACCCUGCCGUUGGUGUGCUUUCUCAUAACAAACCAAGUAAACUCCCUGGCUCUCCUUUGAUUCUCAUCGCCUCCUCUGGUCCCUCCAGUUCUGUGUUCCCUGCCUCACGCCGCCACCGCUUCUGGCAGUCGCAGCUUUCCUGCUUAGGCAAGGUCAUUCCUGUAGCCACCCAUCUGCUGAACAAUGGUAGUGGGGUAGGAGUUCUGCAGUGCCUUGAACACAUGAUUGGGGCAGUGAGAAGCAAAGUGCUGGAGAUUCACAGCCAUUUCCCACACAAACCCAUCAUCUUGAUUGGAUGGAAUACAGGAGCUUUGGUGGCCUGUCAUGUGUCUGUGAUGGAGUAUGUCACUGCAGUUGUCUGCCUUGGGUUUCCUCUGCUUACUGUGGAUGGCCCCCGGGGGGAUGUGGAUGAUCCCCUCUUGGACAUGAAGACACCAGUCCUCUUUGUCAUUGGUCAGAAUUCUCUACAGUGUCACCCCGAAGCCAUGGAGGACUUCCGGGAAAAGAUUAGAGCAGAAAAUAGCUUGGUGGUGGUUGGGGGCGCUGAUGAUAAUCUCAGAAUAAGCAAAGCAAAGAAGAAAUCAGAAGGCUUGACUCAAAGCAUGGUGGACAGAUGUAUUCAGGAUGAGAUUGUGGACUUCCUGACUGGAGUGCUCACUCGUGCUGAAGGACAUGUCGGGUCUGAGCCCCGGGAUCAGGAUGCUGAGAAGAAAAAGAAACCCCGGGACUUGGCCCGAAGAGAUUUGGCCUUUGAAAUUCCUGAGCGAGGCAGUCGACCUGCUUCCCCAGCUGCCAAGCUCCCCACCUCCCCCUCGGGCUCCGAGGAUCUCUCCAGUGUGUCCAGUAGCCCCACCUCUAGCCCUAAGACCAAAGUGACCACUGUGACCUCUGCCCAGAAGUCCAGUCAGAUUGGGACCUCCCAGCUACUGAAAAGACAUGUGCAGAGGACAGAAGCUGUGCUAACCCACAAACAAGCCCAAGUUCCUAUUUCAUCAGAACCCAUGGAGGAGGCAGAGAAAGAGGAGCUUAGGGUCCAGCUGAAGCGACACCAUCCUUCCAGUCCUCUUCCUGGCUCAAAGCCCUCCAAGCGACCAAAGAUCAAAGUGUCUCUGAUCUCCCAGGGGGACACAGCUGGAGGGCCUUGUGCUCUUUCUCAAGGUGGAACGCCUGAAGCUGCUGGGGGGAAACCCAUCACCAUGGCACUGGGAGCUUCAGUGGGAGCCAAGGAACUCACUGGACUUCUCACCACAGCCAAGUCAAGUUCUUCUGAAGGUGGAGUUAUAGCCAGCGCAGCCCCACCUGUGGCUUCCAGCAGUGCCACGCCCAAUGCCAUCCACACACUGCAGAGUCGCUUGGUGGCCACUUCUCCUGGCAGCUCCCUUCCAGGGGCCACUUCAGCCAGCAGCCUCCUCCAAGGCCUCAGCUUCAGCUUACAUGAUAUUAGCAGCAAGACCUCUGGCCUCCCAGGAAGUCCCUCCCCAGGGCCAGCUCCACAGGCCACUGGUGUGAAAUUGCCAACUCCCAUGCAGAGCCUGGGUGCCAUUACCACAGGCACGAGCACCAUUGUCCGUACCAUUCCUGUGGCCACCACACUCUCCUCCUUGGGUGCCACUCCUGGUGGGAAGCCCACUGCCAUCCACCAGCUGCUGACCAAUGGGGGUCUCGCUAAGUUGGCAAGCAGUCUACCUGGCUUGGCUCAGAUUUCUAACCAAGCAUCAGGCUUAAAAGUCCCCACCACCAUUACUCUGACACUCCGUGGCCAGCCAAGCAGAAUCACCACUCUAAGCCCUAUAGGCUCAGGAGCAACACCAUCCGAGGAGCCCGCUUCCCAGAUGCUGCCCUCUAACUCACAGCGCCUGCCUCCAGCACCCUGAAUGUGCCAGCGAUAUGUCCUCCUUACCAGGUUGGUGACAGCUGCCUCAAGGUGAACCGUGUGGUCCUGCUGAGCCGUCUGAGUGUCUGAAGACAUCCUUAAGACAGUCGUUUUCACCUCUCUACCAGCUGUCUUUGGGGCUGGGCCUCUGGGUCUUGAGAAAGCCUUAGGGUGGGUGAUAAUAGUGCCAGCAAGCGGGGUGCUAUCCAGGUCCAGCAAGUUGGUUCCUAGAAUCCCCAGCAGGACUGGCCAUGUGUGGAUUAUUGGCAUUUCUGUCCUAAGAGUAAUGCAAUUUGACUCCAGUGUCAGUAUAGAACUGCUCACUGAAGUUUCAUGAUGAAGGCAGGGAGAACUGGGCUGUUAGCUUUCAGCCCUUUAGCUGCUGGGGAAGUGAGGAUGAUGGUUACAAGACUAUGUUUUGUGCACUUCCUGUACCAGAGAGCCUGUAGGUACAAAAAUACUGAAGGUGGAGGAUGGAGCAGCCAGAGGGAAUGGUUGGCAAGACAUACCCACAGACCUGAUGCUGCUGACACUGUGGGCUGGGGACUCUGCAUGACACUUGAGGACCUAAGAUUAGCUAGAGAAGUCAAAAGGAAAACCUGGAUCCCUGAGAGUCCUCUUUGGUGCCUAAUGAUGAAGCAGAUUGAUCAGCCACCAUGCUCUCUCUGCUGUUCUAGGAAGCGUGGGGCAGUAGGACAGUGAAGGCUGUGCUUCAGAGUUCAUUUCCUUUCCUUCGAGCUUGUCUCUCUGCUUAGAAGUAGGAAGGUUGUAGUGACUACUGUGUGAGGCUCUGGUGCCAGCCUGAACCUUGUAGAUCAUGGUCCCUGGUGAUAUGGGCACGGAAGGGGGAGCUGAGCCUCUCAUUUCCUAUGACACUGUGCAGACGUAGCCUGGAGUUGGGCUCUGAAUAUGUGUUCCAGAGCAUGCUCCUUUCCUUUUCAUAUGUAGAAAGUUUCCAUCAAGAUGAGAAAUAAAGCAGCUCAAUGUGACUUUGUUCCUGGGGCCAUAUAAACAGCUACACCAAAGCCUCUCACUUGUAAUCUAAGUGGAACAUGUAGUGUUGAGGAGUCUCAGGCAAGUGAGGUCAGAGAUGUGUGAUAGGAGUAGAGAGUGGUCUCCAUCCUCCACACCCUUGCCUUGGCUGUGGAGCUGCAUGGACAGAGCUUCAGAGUGGGCUGUAUUCUGAAAUUCAGAAGGUGUUCGGUGAAGUUGAGAAGGUAUGAAAUCUGGAAGAAGCCUGCAGUGCUGAGGCUUCGAUAACUUUAUAGUUCAGAGCAUAUAACCACCAAAAGAGAGGAUAAGACUGGGCUCUGAAACUUGGAGGGUUAUUUAGGUUGGCAGAGAGCCCUGAACAACCCUUUGUGACUUAGGAGAACAGCUUGAACUACACUGGAGGGGCUGCUCCUGAAAGAUGCUGCCCCUGUGUUCUGGAACCAAAGAAAACGUGUAUCCUGCUUUGGUGGUGGAUCUAUGUACAUCCCAUGGGUGACUUCUGAGGCAUGGCCUAUAUACCUUGAAGAACUGCAAAACUGAGGAAGGGGAGCUACAACUGAUCUUCACCUUGGGGGACUGACCCGACAAGAAAGUGGCUGGAGUCUGUAGAUCACAUUCCUCAGAUCCCAUCUCAAACUACAUAACUUGGAAUGUGGAAAGGAUGCUUUACCCUACCUAUCUUGUGGCAGACUUGAGGGCAUAGCCUCAGAAGGUAAUACUCUUAUGGAGUAUGUAGACGGAUCAGGAAGGCUUUAAAUUCUAGGGCAACAGAUGUAUUGUAAAUGUCCCAUGGAGGAUGUCUGUGGCUUUGAGGAGAGGUCACAGGGACAGAGACUUGUCCACCUUUGGUUGUAUCACUAUAUUAAUUUGGGGGUGUAUGAAUUCAUAAAAGUGAGCCAUAGUGAUGGCUCUGAUCUUAACGUUAGCAAAAAGAAUUAAAAAAAAAAAAAAAACUUUA